CUAGUUCUUUUAGGUGUAGGGUUAGAUUGUUCAUUUGAGAUUUUUCUUUCUUUUUGAGGCAGGCCUGUAAUGCUAAGAACUUCUCUCUCAGAACAGCUUUCACUGUAUCCCAUAGAUUUUGGGUUGUUGUGUGUUCAUUUUUAUUUAUUUCCAGGUAUUGCCCUAUCUUCUAAAGGGCUGACUUGUUAUUUUGGAUUUGGCGAAUUGGGGUUAGAGAGGAGAAGGCAAUGAGUUAGGGAGAAGUGCCUGAGAAUUCCAGGUCUUCCCUCCCCUAGCCAUCUCUCAGGGGAUUCUUCUCAAGUGCCACGGAAUAUUCCCAUAGUCCUUGAGGAUUGCCACCAUGGAGACUGGGAGUUGGGUUCUAUUGCUCUGGUGACCAAUUGUGUGGGGCCUCUGUAUUGGAACUGCCAGGGUUCUGGGAAGAGGCAGACCUGGGAAGCUCAGGCUUAGAGGAAGCCUUGGGGCAAAAGCAGGAGAGAGCUUAGGAGUGGAGUCAUAGUCUUGGUUCUACUUUCAUCUCAGUGAUGUCCACCCUUUCAGUGUUCUUGGAUGUGCCCGUAGCCCAGAAGCUAGAAGGCAGCUUGUUAAAGACCUACAAACAAGACAAUUGCUCUAAGAAGAUGUUCCUGGCCUAUAAAGUCUGCAUGACCCAGGAAGGACAACCCUGGGUUUCUUUCGUGGUGCACAAAAUCCGACGGCAGAUCGCACAGGAUCCCUCCCUGAACUAUGAGUAUCUACCAGUGAUGGGCAUGAAGUCAUUCAUCCAGGCCUCGUUGGGACUUCUCUUUGGAAAGCACAGCCAAGUCAUCGUGGAGAACAGGGCAGGGGGUGUGCACACUGUUGGUGACAGUGGUGCCUUCCAACUUGGGGCCCAGUUCCUCAAAACUUGGCGUGGGGAUUCUCAAAUAGUCUACGUCAUUUCUUCUCAAGUAGAACAACAUGGACUCAUCUUCCAGGACAUGGGCUUUAUAGUUUUUGAAUUCUCCUUCUGGGACUCUGAGCAGCUGUGCAUGGACCCCAAUAUACUCUUCAAUUUGUUGAAGGGGGCCCCAGAUGGCUGUAUCUUUGUGAUCGGGAACAUUGACUACUGCAAGUUGACACAAUGUCAGUGGACAAAGUUGAUGGCCACCAUGAAGAAAAAGCGGAUAUUCCCAUUUUUUGACAUUCCCUAUCAAGGUUUAUCUACCGGUGACCUGGAAGAAGAUACUAGAUUCUUACAAUACUUCGUGUCUGAAGGCUUUGAAUUCUUCUGCAGCCAGUCUCUGUCCAAGAGUUUUGGCAUUUAUGAUGAAGGAGUGGGGAUCCUAGCCGUGGUGGCACUCAACAACCAGCUCCUGCUGUGUGUCCUCUCCCAGCUGAUGAACUUCGCCCUGGCCCUGUGGCUAAACCCUCCGACCUCGGGUGCUCGCAUUAUCACCUCCAUCCUCUGUAACCCUGCUCUGUAUGAAACAUGGAAGCUGAGUCUGAAAGAGGUUGCAGAAAACAUUAUGCUCAUCAAAGAAAAGUUUAAAGAGAAGCUCCGGCUCCUGGGAACCCCUGGCUCCUGGGAUCACAUCACUAAUCAGAAUGGGACCCAUGGCUAUCUUGGACUCAACUGACUGCGUGGCUGCAGAGCGGCCAGGUUGUGCAGCCCGGGCUCCAGCCCUGACCCUGAGUCUCAACUUCUGCGGGUGGCAGUCAGGUUUCUCCCUGUCAUUGCUGACGGCCGCCGCCGUCUCGGACCGGCCGGCCCAGGCUUCUUCAAGCGUCCGCUGUCUGUGCGCUGGGGAGGAGGACGCCGAGGAGCGAGGAUUCCAAAAUGCAGUAACGGAUGCCCCGCUUCCCGCCGCGACCUGCCGCUGGGAUCUCGGUCGCUGAGUUGCAUCUGCCUCUGAAGGUGCCUGUGAACUCCGCGGUUCUCCGCACGCGGGCGCGCUGAGAUGCCAAAGGCUUCCAGAGGAUCCCAGGGGCGCGCGUCCCCGCGUCUACCCGAGGGGGCUGUAGUGUGUGGGUGCGCGCUUUGCUGUGCGUUUCUUGGGCUGCAUUCUCCCCCUUUCCAUCGGCUGUGGGUCCCACAGGACCUGGUAGUAAAUGAACAGGAAAUGGGGGUUAGCUAGGCCUGCCCUGGUGGGCAAGUGGCUGGGCAGGCACGGGGCACCAGGGCGCUUCUUCCAGGAGAACCCCUUUCUCUGCUCCUCACAGGCAGGGAUGGCUUCAGGAUCGGCCUCAAAUGCGGGGUGUGUGCAGGAAGGGAGGGUGGGGUGAGUGGAAAUCCCAGGGUCGGGAGGACGCCCCAGCUUCGUCAGAGGAAAGUCAAGCAAGAAUGGUAUCCUGUGGCGGGCCAAGCGCCGUGGUCUCCCGAACAGAGCGGGUCGCGGGGACCAGCGUCUCGCUUCAGACCAGCCGGGGUUAUGGGGCCAAGGACCAGCCCGCCCCGUCGGUGGAAGCCCAGAGGUGAGAUAAAGGCUUUCCCUACCCAGGCAUGGAUGGGCCUGGGGCCCGGGGCUAGGGCUGCAGCUCCCUGCCCGGGACAAAGAAAGCAGAGCUAACGGCGCAGUCCCCAGUCUGACCCGCUGUGGGACCGGGUAGGGGAGCGAGUGGGUGGAGGGGGACUUGGAACCGCUCUUGAGCGCCCCCAGCGGGCCUUCGCUUUUUCUGGCGGUUUCCGUCCAGUCCUGACUCUAGGGCAAGCAUGUCAAACCCAAAGGCUAAA
This is a messenger RNA of Myotis brandtii (Brandt's bat), 2692 nucleotides long. RefSeq names its product glutamic-oxaloacetic transaminase 1-like 1 (gene GOT1L1). Gene Ontology annotation, cellular component: cytosol. Bases 525 to 1598 code for a protein of 357 amino acids. NCBI's taxonomy places the organism in Eukaryota, Metazoa, Chordata, Mammalia, Chiroptera, Vespertilionidae. Gene Ontology annotation, biological process: L-aspartate biosynthetic process. The transcript is spliced from 9 exons. The record is from RefSeq and is a predicted model, not a curated record. Gene Ontology annotation, molecular function: L-aspartate:2-oxoglutarate transaminase activity; pyridoxal phosphate binding.